This is a messenger RNA of Mus caroli (Ryukyu mouse), 1030 nucleotides long. Lineage: Eukaryota; Metazoa; Chordata; Mammalia; Rodentia; Muridae. The record is from RefSeq and is a predicted model, not a curated record.
AUGCCCAUGUUUGAGGAUGUCACCCGGGCCCUGGCUAGACAGCUGAACCCUGGAGGGGAUCUGACACCCCUAGACAGCCUCAUUGACUUCGAUCGCUUCUAUCCCUUCUGCCUGGUGCUGAGGAAGAGGAAGAGCACACUGUUCUGGGGUGCCCGCUAUGUGCGCACCGACUACACUCUCCUGGAUUUGCUGGAACCGGGCAGCUCCCCCUCAGAUCCGAUAGACCGUGGCAACUUUAGCUAUAAAAAUACACUGGAUGCCCAAGUACAGGUACAUUUGAAAGUGCCAAAGAUGAUGAAGGUAAAGGGGACUGCAGGCCGGUCACAAAGCAGCACACUGGAGGUGCGGACAUUCCGCGUGACUCCCACGGCUCUGGAGAACUUGUGCAAGGAGAGAAAACUGUCAGCAGACCACUCGUUCCUGAAGGAGAUGAGGAAACUCAGAGAGAACAUCUACGUGGUGAUGGAGGUGGUAGAAGCUAUAGAGGAAGUCACACUGGAGCAAUCUAACAAUGCAAAUACGGAUGUCUCUCUCAGCUUGGCCCUACUGGGACUACAGAGAUCAAUGAACAACAACAAUGUUCUAACCAUCCCCAAGGGCUGCGUCCUGGCCUAUCGAGUGAGACAACUGAUCGUCUAUGGGAAAGAUAAGUGGGACAUUCCGCACAUUUGCAAUGACAGCAUGGAAACCUUCUUUAAGCCCAGGGCCGGUGCGAGGGCACCAGCUGAAUUUGUGCCUGCCAUAUUAACUGUGCCCCUAGGGGAGAUGCACAAAGACUUCAAGACAUUAAAGGAAGAGAUUCAGCGAGAGACUCAAGAAUUGGAGAAGUUGAGUCCAGUGGAGCGAAGCUCCCUACUCACUUCCCUCAGCCAUCUCCUAGGAAAGAAGAAAGAGCUCCAGGACCUUGAGCAGAAGCUUGAAUGGGCUCUACACAAGGGACAGCAAGUGACCCUGGAAGCACUCCCCAAAGAUGUCCUGUGGUCAAAGAACGCUAUGGAUGCCAUCCUCUACUUCCUCGGGGCUCUGACAG